Lodderomyces orthopsilosis Co 90-125 is the source of this 519-nucleotide messenger RNA. RefSeq lists its product as uncharacterized. The record is from RefSeq and is a predicted model, not a curated record. The coding region runs from base 1 to 519 and encodes 172 amino acids. NCBI's taxonomy places the organism in Eukaryota, Fungi, Ascomycota, Pichiomycetes, Serinales, Debaryomycetaceae. The transcript has a single exon.
AUGUCUGAACAAGAAGUUAAAGAAUUGCCAACCGAAACAAAAGAGAAAGUUGCCGUUGAAACUAAAGCUGAAGAUACUAAAACAAGCUCAAAGGGUAAUGAUGCUGCACAGGAAGUAACCAAUGCUGACACCUCAACAACUGAAAGCGUUAAAAGAAAAGAUCCUAUUGAAGCUACUGGUGAACCAAAAAAGAAGAAAAAGAGAAGAACAUAUGAUGAUGAAGACGAACCAGAGAAAAAGCAUGAAGAAGGUGAAGCCGGAGUGAAUGAAGAAGGAGACGAAGAAGAUGAGGAAGCUGAUGCUGAUGCUGAAGAACAAGAAGAGGGCGACGAUGACGACGACGAUGAUGAAGAUGAAUACGAAGGUGAGGACGACGGUGAAGAUGAAGAAGAGGAAGAGGACGAACUCAAUGAAAUUGAUACUACAAAUAUUAUCACAACUGGAAGGAGAACAAGAGGUAAGCAAAUCGAUUUUAAAGACGCUGCAGCAAAAUUGGAUGCAGAGGAAGCCAAAAAGUGA